GUCUUUAGCGUUCAUUGUGAUGUCAUAGUGUCGUCCCAUUGCAAAUCGCGUUGCUAACCUUAACAACUAGCGCAUUGAACAUAUUAGACCUGCAUAUAACUUAAGAAACUUUAAGUUAGGUGGAUUUCUCAGCUUUAACGAAUGGCAAUGGCGACUCCAGAAAAACGACUAGAGUGGAAAGUCGGUCUGCAGAAUCCAGUUGAUAAGUUCCUUACUGCGGAAACCUAUGGGCACAAGGUCAACGUUUCUGGAGCAUCGCUGAAGGUAAAACAAACAUGGGUUCUCGAACUGAACAAAGACGAGACCGUAUACAUUCGGAGUCAUCUCGGACUCUACCUAACGGCAGACAAGUUCGGCAAUGUGUCCUGUUCAAGCGAGAGUCAUGGAGAGGACGAGAAAUUUAUGGUGGAGUAUGCCAGCGACGGGACUGGACGAUGGAGCUUCAAACACCCCAAGUUUGGGAAAUACCUUGGUGGGACGGAUGAGGAUAUCCAGUGUCUAGCCAAGGUGGCCUCUGACGAGGACAUGUCGCUCUGGUACGUGCCCAUGGCGAUGCACCCACAAAUAACGCUGUUUAAUGUUAACCGGAAGCGGUAUGUAAAACUGGACAACAAUGAAUUACGAUGUAUUCAAUUGACCCCUUGGGGACCGGAAGCUUUGAUAACGCUUGAGUUUAAAUGUGGAAAGUACGCAUUUAAAACAGCUGACUCACGUUAUCUCACACAUACGGGUCACUUGACAGAUGAACAUGGAAAAAACACGAAAUUUUCCCUUGAGUUAAAACUCAGUGCUGACUCAGAUUUGGCAGGACUGGCAUUCAAAGACUGCGAGGGGAAAUACCUGACGGCGUACGGAGGAUCGGGUGUCCUCAAAACAAGGAACAAGAUCGUCAGUCGGGACGAACUCUUUUCUCUCAUGGAAAGUCAUCCCCAGGUCAUAUUUAUUGCGAGUAACGGCAAGCAAGCGUCUAUCCGACAAGGGCUGGAGGUGACGGCCUCUCAGGCGGAGACGGGGGAGAAGGAGAUAUUUCAGAUUGAGUACAUCAAGAAAACAAAGAAGUGGUCCGUCUACACCACUGAAGGCAAGUACUGGAGGCUGGAUAACAAUGGAUCCAUAAUCGCUGACGUCACUUCCGCUGAUGAAAAUUGUCAGUUCGACCUCACAUGGCAGAAGGAUGGAACUGCUGUGAUCAAAUGGAGUAAUGGGAAGUAUUUACUUCAUCGAGGGACGGGGGCCCUGAUCGCGAACAGUGACACCAUUAGUGAAAAGGAAAUGUUUGUGAUACGAGUUGUAAACCGACCGGUUUUAGUGUUGAAAGGUGAAAACGGUUACCUGUCCAUGAUAUCUUCCGGUUCUUGUACAACAAGAUACGCGUGCAACAAGUCAACUUAUGACGUACUGCAGCUAGAGCGCGGACCGGGAGGGGCGUACUUCGUGAAGGGCGAAAACAGCAAAUACUGGACACUGGGGCCAGACAACUCCGUCCAGGCGGAUAGUGCCACGCCCAUCCCCUUUAUUUUUGAGUUUAAUGGUGACUCUGAGAUAACGAUCCGAGCUCCAAAUGAUAUGUACCUCAAGGGAGAGAAGAGCGGAGGAUUCGCAGCGAACUCACCAGAACCUAGGAAAGACUGUGUUUUACGGUUUUAAACGAAUUGAUACAGAUUUCUCAUCCAUGUGGUGUGGAGUGAUGGAGUACCACGAUGGCUUUUUAGAAGUUGUUCCAGUACUGAAAUAACUGUAUAUUUUAAGCAGACCCAUAUAUAUGUAGUGUAUAUGAUGCGCUUGAAAAUUCAAUAAAGACUAUUGCAGCCAUGUAAAAUA
Messenger RNA from Mizuhopecten yessoensis (Yesso scallop), 1821 nucleotides. Its product is annotated as fascin-like. Gene Ontology annotation, molecular function: protein-macromolecule adaptor activity; actin filament binding. The transcript is spliced from 2 exons. The coding region runs from base 142 to 1647 and encodes 501 amino acids. Gene Ontology annotation, cellular component: actin cytoskeleton; cytoplasm. The record is from RefSeq and is a predicted model, not a curated record. Gene Ontology annotation, biological process: actin filament bundle assembly; establishment or maintenance of cell polarity; cell migration. Lineage: Eukaryota; Metazoa; Mollusca; Bivalvia; Pectinida; Pectinidae.